This is a messenger RNA of Stylonychia lemnae, 1101 nucleotides long. The record is from the annotation of a GenBank genome assembly. NCBI's taxonomy places the organism in Eukaryota, Ciliophora, Spirotrichea, Sporadotrichida, Oxytrichidae.
AUGAAGGAUUUAAUGAAAAAAACUUCAGUGGGUCCAAGUAUUAGGUAAACAGUCAGAUCAGAGAAUUUUAAUACACUUAGCCCUCUAAAUUAAAUUGACAAAUCUUAGAGAAAUCAUCUUAAGUUUGUAGUAAACAGCACCAAGAUUCUAAGUAAAACUGAGAAAAAUAGGAAAUUUAGAUCAGGCCAUUAAGAUUAUGAUGAUGAAGGUAUCGAGAGGGUGAAUUUUCCGGACAUUACCUCAUCUCCUUCAUAUAUUAAUACAUAUUUGGCAGAUGCUAGAAAUAAAUUGACGAUUCCCAACUUCAUGAAUUAAAAGAGAUAGCUAAUCAAUCAUUCUUAGGCAGCUGACUAAGAUCACUACAAUAGAAGAAGUAAGUAUGACAGAGCUAAAUUCUUCAAUAAGGCUGCCCUUUCAAAAACGCAAAUGUAGAAUUCCAAAUCUCCGAGUAUUUCAAGAAUUCAAAGAUCAUUGGAUUCAGACUAAAGCCUAACUAGCCUUGAUAAUAAUUUUGGACAUCAAAAGAAAUAAAGCAAAAUGAAUAGAGAUAGCAAUUUUAGCCCUAAUUUAAACAUAACAAUACCAAAGAUAAGCACUAAUUCUCACAAUGUGACAUUUAGCGAUGUUCUUAUGAAGUCUAAAACUACCUUGAAAGAUUAUCAGAACAUAAAUUAGAGGCAUUUCCCCAUGAUCAAGCCUAGUUUAAGGGUUUCAAUUGAUGAUUAAGAAAAAAUAAUUUUUGGCGAGACUUAGUAUCAUAAUCCAUUUAUGGGCUCUAAUGUAAGAUCUUCACUUAGAUUGCAACACAAAGAGAGUAUCGAUGAGCCAGAAUACUAUGUAAUAAAAGAGGCUGAAGUUAUUAGCAAUGAAGAAUUAGCUCUUUAAACAAUUAGAUCUCCUAAAUAAAAGGAAUUAACAGUUGGAAGAUUUAAAGUAGAUAUAGCAUUAUCUUAGGAUCGUGAUAGACUAGAAAAAGAAUGGAUGAAAAAAGCUAACCCAAGAGUCUACAAGUUACUAUAAGAUCGAGAAGACUUCGAAACUAAAAUGAUAAUCAAAAAGAAAAAGAGAAUCGAGGUUAUGAAUCUUUCAAACCAUUAAUGA